Molecule: messenger RNA, 1971 nt
Organism: Phyllopteryx taeniolatus (common seadragon)
Lineage: Eukaryota; Metazoa; Chordata; Actinopteri; Syngnathiformes; Syngnathidae
Product: cholesterol side-chain cleavage enzyme, mitochondrial
Exons: 9
Coding region: 136-1692 (518 amino acids)
Biological process (GO): glucocorticoid biosynthetic process; cholesterol metabolic process; C21-steroid hormone biosynthetic process
Cellular component (GO): mitochondrial inner membrane
Molecular function (GO): heme binding; iron ion binding; oxidoreductase activity, acting on paired donors, with incorporation or reduction of molecular oxygen
Source: RefSeq, a predicted model, not a curated record
UGCAGUGUAUCCCAGUAUACUAUGUAACUUUAGAGAGCCUUGAGAACAAGGGGGUGGGAAGGCCUAUUUAAACCAGCCUCCAGCUCUUGAACCUAUUGCUUUAGACAGAGCAGAAAGAACAGUUGAGUCGCAGAUAUGGCCUGGUGGAGUUUGCUGCGUGGACCGUCGACGCUCCUUGCGAGCUGCCUUGAUGAGCUGAUGGCAUCGGGCGUCCGCAGAAGCAGCAGCAGCAUGCCGAUGGUCAGACAGGUUUUCAGCGAGAGCCGCAGCAGCAUCAAACCUUACAGUGAGAUUCCCGGGCUGUGGAAGAACAGCAUUGCCAACCUGUACAAUUUCUGGAAACUGGAUGGCUUCAAAAACCUUCACUGUAUAAUGCUGCAGAAUUUUAAUACUUUUGGACCCAUUUACAGAGAAAAAGUAGGGUAUUAUGAAAGUGUGAAUAUUAUCAACCCAGAGGAUGCUGCCAUCCUGUUCAAGGCAGAAGGUUCUUAUCCCAAAAGGCUGAAAGUGGAAGCCUGGACCUCAUACAGAGACUACAGGAAUCGUAAAUAUGGAGUUUUACUGAAGGACGGGCCAGAAUGGAGGUCAAACCGGGUCAUCCUCAAUAAGGAGGUGAUCUCCCCGAAGAUGCUUGGUAACUUUGUGCCCUUGUUGGAUGAAGUCGGUUAUGACUUUGUGGCCAGAGUUCACAAGAAGAUAGAACGAAGUGGACAGAACAAGUGGACGACGGACCUCUCCCAAGAGCUCUUCAAAUACGCACUAGAGUCGGUGAGCACAGUUCUAUAUGGGGAGCGCCUGGGCCUGAUGCAAGACUACAUUGAUCCGGAGGUUCAACAUUUCAUUGACUCCAUCACCCUCAUGUUCAAGACUACCUCACCCAUGUUGUACAUACCUCCGGCUCUACUCAGGCGGAUUGGAGCCAAAGUGUGGCGGGACCACGUGGAUGCUUGGGAUGUAAUCUUUAACCAAGCUGACCGCUGCAUCCAGAAUAUCUACAGGCAGUUACGCCAGGAGAGUAGUCAUACUAAAAAAUACCCAGGAAUUCUGGCCAGCCUGCUCAUGCUGGACAAGCUGUCUAUUGAAGACAUCAAAGCCAGUGUCACUGAGCUAAUGGCUGGUGGAGUUGAUACGACCUCUAUCACGUUGCUGUGGACAUUGUACGAGCUGGCCAGACACCCUAACCUUCAGGAGGAGCUGAGGGCGGAGGUGGUAUCUGCCAGGGCACAAAGCCAAGGGGACAUGGUGGAAAUGCUGAAGAAGGUUCCUUUGGUCAAAGGAGCGCUGAAGGAAACACUAAGGUUACAUCCAGUUGCAGUGAGCUUGCAAAGAUACACAGCAGAGGACAUCUUUAUUCAGAAAUACCACAUUCCAGCAGGGACCCUGGUGCAGUUAGGACUCUAUGCAAUGGGGAGAGAUCCUAAGGUGUUUUGUCGUCCAGAGCAAUAUCAGCCCUCUCGCUGGCUCAGGACUGAAAGCCACUACUUCCGCAGCCUGAGCUUUGGCUUCGGCCCACGCCAGUGUAUAGGACGCAGAAUAGCCGAGACCGAGAUGCAGAUCUUCCUCAUCCAUAUGCUUGAAAACUUCAGAGUGGAAAAACAGCGACACGUGAAUGUGGAGAGCACUUUUGAGCUCAUACUCUUACCAGACAAGCCCAUACUAUUAACUCUCAAGCCCUUGCACAGUAGUCAAUAAGAUGGCGUCUCUUGAAGAACACGAACAUGAAGCAUGAGCCAUGUUUUUCCAUAUUUAGCACUCUAACAUCCUUAAAUGCAUUUGUAAAUUAACUCAGGAUUUUCUUAUAAAGUGAUCAAUGUAAAUUAAUGGCACUGUGUGUUACUUCAAGACAAACUAUCGACACGUUUGUGUACAAUGUACUGUGAGAAAAAGAAUAUACGGAAACUUCAUUUCAUGUGAGCAUAGCAAAUGUAUUUUGUCAAACCAGGGGCAAAUAAAAUACUACAAAUGACACAA